Ruditapes philippinarum (Manila clam) is the source of this 3737-nucleotide messenger RNA. RefSeq lists its product as uncharacterized. Gene Ontology annotation, biological process: apoptotic process involved in development; engulfment of apoptotic cell; phosphatidylserine exposure on apoptotic cell surface. The transcript has 2 exons. Lineage: Eukaryota; Metazoa; Mollusca; Bivalvia; Venerida; Veneridae. Bases 325 to 2838 code for a protein of 837 amino acids. The record is from RefSeq and is a predicted model, not a curated record. Gene Ontology annotation, cellular component: plasma membrane.
AGUUUCAGAGUUGUGAAAAAUAACUUGCCAAAUUUUAUUAUUUGUAGUCAGUUCUUUGAUAGAUAUACUUAACUUAUAGAGGAUUAAAAUAAACUUAUGGAUGGAUUAAUGUUUGUUAUUCGUUUUAACGUUAUUUCAUUUUAAGAUUAGCUGCAUAACUUUAUAAGAUUAUUUACGGCGGAUUUAACAAUUUGAUCGUUUUUUUCCUUUUUGGAAUUUCUUGUAAUAAAGUUCAUGUUACAAUUUACAAAAAUGAUGGGAUAAAUAGAAGUUUAUUGAUGAGGGCAAUCAUUACAGAUGACGUAACCAUAUAGCGUUCAAACGAUGGUGUUACAUGAUAUUCGUUUCGGAUUGUCUCUGACAAUUUCAGCAGCUUUGUAUAUAGGAACGCUGGUUACAAAUGGGGUUUUCGUAAAUAUCAUCAGAUCACAUGAUGAGUUAAAGCCGUGGUUUUUACCAUAUUUAGGAUUAUUUGUGUUCCCAAUCGUCAUCCUUCACAUCGUAUCAGCAGUGUUAUUUCUCACAGAAAAGGGAGACAAUGCAUCCACAAAGUCAACCAUUGGAAUAGCUGUUAUUCACUUACUUCAACUUGGCUUUCUUUGGCGUCAUAUUGAUGUAUUCCGCGAAGUAGAUCUGAAUUCCCAUGCACAAGGACAGAACUACAUAAGAUAUUUACAACUUGUGUUUACUUUCCUAUUUUUAUUACCACUUUUAUUAAUCCAAUCUUUCAUCGUAGUAUACUUUGACAUCAGUGACUGGAUUUAUGUAGCGACUAUUUUGGUGACAUUCUUUGCCACUUGUUGGUUCCUAGCAACAUUUCGGGUUACAAGAAGACAGGACGAAUAUGAAAUAAGAGAUAUCACCUGUCUAAGUUUUAUUUGUCGUCUGGUUUGGCGUUUCGGAGAAAUCACGUCAAGGAUAUUGUGUUUGACACUGUUUGCUUCGAUAUAUUUCUUCUGGAUAUUCUUAAUUCUAGGACUUCAUGGAUUGAUAAUGUUCAUUUGUUUGUGUACAAACUUUGGAUUAUUCGAUAACGAAGGCUCACCAAAAACAACGGAAGUUCUCAAAAAAAUUAUGAUUUCGUUCAUGUAUAUUUUUUGUUUCAUCAAUUUCGGCACAGAAAACACAACAUUUAGAUAUGCGUUCUUUUACCUCGUCAUGUUUCUCGAAAAUAUCGUGAUAUCAAUUGUUUGGUACCUUCAUUCGGAUACUUUUAUAUCCAUCUUCGACAAAAACGUAUUUUUGUUAAUUGCUGCAGUUUCCUUUAUUGUAGGAAUGGUAUGUUUAGUUCUGUAUAAAAAUUGCUUCCACUCAGUGCCAUUAUUUGAUUCCGAGAAGGAACAUUUUUAUGAAAAUGAAGGUUGUAUCAACUGUAGACUCAGUCUUUGUUCCAAGCACAGUAUUAAAAUGCAAAGACCAUUCAGUGCGGGAUACUUUUCUCAAUAUCAGAAAGCUGUUUCUAAUGGCCAGUACUUUAAAAAUCUAUUAGAAGAUAAAUACAUUGAUUCAGAUACGGAAUCAGCGCAUGAAAUGCUUAACUCAUCCGGAGAGCAUUGGCAAAUUCGUGACACCGACCUUGAAAGCAUCCAAGUUCCCGAGAAAAAGAUGUACACCGCGGUCCAAGCGUCUGGAACUUACACACACAAACGUUUCUUUGAUUCUGAUUCAAGUAUUGCUAGAAUGACUGACACGGAUUCCAUAUCAAGCGGAAGUGGUGUAUAUGAGAAAGAUUGGCGCCAAACCUCAGAAACAAUACUGUCUCAGUUAUCGACAAUGGAUGCGUUGAGUUUAGUCAGUAGUCGAACACAGCUUCUGACAGACAGUUGGGAUAAUCUUUUACAGGAAAAUUCUAAUUCUGUAGACAAUAAUAAGAAUCAUGUGAAAAUAGAUCUAUUGAAUUCUUUAAUUAGAAAGGAUCAUGACACAAGUUUCUUCUCUGAUGGUUACACGACAGAUCAUACAUUGGAUAGUUAUCAACUUCCGGUUACAGUUCUUGCUAAAAAGCGUCUGCUUGAUAAGAAAAAGGUUGAACCGGCAUAUUCAACAGCGUCAGACUCCACAGACUGUACAAUAUGUGCUUUUAUGAGGCAAAACCAAUCCAGCCCUGAAGAAUCGAGAAGAAAUUUUAAAAUUAGUGACAGAAUUCCUGAGGAUACUGAAUAUAAAUUCUCUAGAAAAAAGAGACGUGAAUACAAGUCAUCGAAAAGUGCUAGUAAACAUAAAAAUUAUGUGCCUAAAGUAAAGAACUAUCAUAAUCCAGAAGAAAUAAAUACACACAAAUAUGAAAAAGCAUAUGCUCGCCAGAGACGACGAGAUUUAAUCAGAAUAGCAGAUUCUACCUCACAUUCAAAUCAUCGCCAAAGCAAUAUGCCAGUCGCAAAACAUAAAUUAAUUUCAUCAAAAACUGAUUAUUCGUCAUCAGUGGCUGAUACUUCUGUUGAUGAAAACAAACCGUGCUCAAUAAGAAAUUCUGAUAUUUCUGGAUUUGUUCAUUCAAAGGGCAACAACUCUGUUACAUUUAGUGAUUCUGAUGACUCAGCGUUUCCUAGAAACACCCCUGUCAGUGACUGGAGCGGUUCAACACGUAGAUGCACUGGGGAUAAAAUGCUUUAUGCCUUACCACUUAAGCAAGGAAAAAGAGAUAAAUUGGAACAAUACAAAAUUACUCGGAAUCCACCGACAAACAACCCGGUUGUUUCCGAAAAUGUCCGAGUAACACCGAUACAUGUACCGAAUGUUGCCGAUAUAUCUCAAAAACUCCCUCUACGUGCCUAUCUCGAAGCAACAGAUAACGACAAAGAUGGCUCAAGUGAAUCAUCUUGUGAAAUGAUUAUUUAGAUUAGUAGAACCAAUGUUAUAUUAUAUGUUCACCAUUUUUCACUGGAUCCUUUUUAUUUCGGAAGAAUUUAAUUAAGAAACAUUUUUAAACUAACCAUUCUAUUUACGGAGAAAUGUUUGAAACUAUAGUAAAAGAGGCUUUUCCAAUUCGUUUUAUUGAAAUUUUAUUCAAACAGAAGUUUUUCUCUUUGUAAAACGGAUAAAGUAUAUUAAGUGUAACGUAACGCAAUUUUUAAAAACAAUAUACUUAUAUUUUUGUUCAUUUCAUUUCGUCCAUUACAAAAAAAGCGAUUGAAGCUACAUCAUAUUACACAUUUAUUUGUUACAAUAUUUUAAUUUCUUUUAUGCCUGGUUAAGUAUAAAUAUAUUAUAUUAUGUUAAAUAUGUUAUAAGAUUUUCUAUGUAUUAUAUUUAAUCUGUUAACGUUGUACCAACAUUGUAUAUUUCUGAAAACUAAUCCGACAGUAAGAGGAUCAAUUUUAUGUAUUAACAUUUUUGACAAACGACCAGUAAGUUUAUUUUCGUUAAUAAAUGUAUUCUAACAUUUUUAUUAGGUGUAGAACCAGCUGUAGUUCGGCACUUUCUGACAAGACUCCAUAUUGCCGGCUGCAUUGUUCCAGUAUUCGAAAAUACGGAAACUAAUAAGGAACAUAAAUUAACUCAACGACAAAUUAAUUGCUUCGAUAAUUUUAAAAGAUGUACAAGAAAUGCACGUUUAAAUUAUACGCUUUAUCAUUUCAUUUUUGUUUCAGACAAUAAAGUAUGGCCUACCUCAUAAUGCAAUGUUCAAUCAAAAUAUGCUAACAUUAACUUUAAUAUUUUGAAAUUUACGGGUAAAGUUUCAAUGUCACUGUUUUGUAAAACUGAAAUAUGAUAAAAUAUACAAUGAACUAUAAUGU